CUUGUUCAUUCCGCCUCGACAAAAAGAAACAAACAAACAAAAAAGACAUGGAGGAGCACCUUAGCUCAUCAGAACUGUUUGCUAAAGCCCUCAAGGGUUACCAAACUUCUUCAGCAGAAAAAAUUUGGUUGGCAAAACAAGCCUGGCAGAGAAGCGAUGUCGUCCUCCCCCAUAAACACGAGUUCUUAUUCGAAUGGCUCUGUAGUACACUUGUCAAGGCUUCCGCUGCAACAAAGAGUGCUAAGGACGCAUCUCCGACCAUCUUGUUGGAGCAGGAUUACUGGGAUCUGUUCAAGGCAAUGCUUACACAGCUCACUCAUAGUAGGAGGGAUAGCAGUAAAUAUGGACAUAUCAAUAUCCGCCAUCACGAAGGUGUUGCCAGAUCAGGAUCUGAUGCUGUCGACUUGCAAGCUCUCGGCGUUCUUAUUCGUGUUCCUGUGAUAUCUAUUUUCACAACCCUGAUUCAAAACCUCGUGAGCUACCAGCCAGCAACCACUGUGGCACAAUCUAAGGUUUCUGGGAAAAAGGCAAAGGCCCUCACGGCACUAACUAUGGCACAGGAUCCAUCAACUUAUUCACCAUCCAAGGAGAUACUGGAGUCUGCAUCGACUUGCUUUGAGCUUCUAACUUUACCUCUAAUGUCUGACUGGUUUCAGCCAACCUUGGAGCAAUAUACCCCCCUUAUUCAGGCAAUUUUAGAGGCUCUCGUCGAGAUGGUACAAGAGACCUCAAAGAUUGACACAGCAAAAUAUAGCACCAUAAUGAGAUUCGCUUUCAUUGUCCUAGACCAAUUCAAGCGCCUUAUCAUCAUUCAACCAAACCAGAAAAAAGUGUUUGCGUUGGUAGCAGCCAAGAUGUUUGAGAUGCUGGUACGAGCACGCGUUGCUGUUCGUAAAGUACCAGGGCUGUCUUCAGCCGAAUGCCAGGAGGCAAUAGAUGCCAUUUUGAGGACAGGACUGUUUCACCAAGAUCAUUUGCAGGAGUAUACGGCAGGAUAUACAGGACGAGACGAAAAGUCUAUUCAAAGCUAUCAAAAACAACUUUUCGAGCAAAUUGCCACUUUAAUCAGAUCUGAAUAUUCUACAGCAGUUUUGGAUAUCCUUCCAGUGUUUCUCCACUAUUUUGUUGAGGAGUCUCGUCGGAGGCAAAGGAGCUUAGCCAUUAGUGGGCUGGAUCGAAGCUUGGAUAGCACACGCGAGACAGAGUUCGCCUUUUUCAAAAUCAUCUACGUCAUGGCCGGGAAGCAGUUGCCGAAUCUUACAGAAGUCCCCUCAGAGGCAUUUAUUAACGAGAUGACGAGUAUUAUUGAUACACACAAUAAUUUGCUUGCGACAGUUUUGGAACUUGACAUGUACCAGCCCAGCAAUGACAAGACAGCAGAUCAAUUUGUUUUCAUGAACACCUCAUUUGAGAGUAUCUAUUCAUGUUUGGCCACUGCUCAGACAUUAGAAAAUGCAAAAUUGCAAAGCAUCUCGUUAACAGGCAUUAUUGUAUUGGCGCAAUUGGACGAUCGCUUGUUGAAGCCUCAUUUAGACAGUCUCUGGCCAGUGCUGUUUGCUCCAAUACUAGGGGCUCAAGAGGCUGCUCUUGAAUUGGCAAAGGCGCUGUUAGAGAUUUAUGGCAAAGCUAGCGAUCUCAAAAUCUUUUUCAAUUCACUGUUUUCGUCGCUUCGGAACCAUUUGACUCAACCAGAGCAUCUCAAAACUAGCCCCCUUUUUCUCAAGCCAUUCUUGGAUCUAGUACCUGCAAACAUCAGGAACUACAUGCCUCUACCACAAGCUCCAUCUAUCUCGAGCAUUUUCAUCACGGAACUCGUGAAUCUACAAAGUAAUACGGGAAUUGAAGAGCUAAUGUCUCUUCAAGAGAUGGGGGUCAAGAAGAAGCGGAAACUGAAGUCUGGGAAAGCAGUGGAACAAGGAGAACGAUCUAGAAACAUUGCAUCUGCGGAACAAAUCUGCGAGCUUUUUAUCCAGUUUUUGAAGGGUUUACGUGUCACAGCAAAUCAGGAGAAACAGCUCAGCCAAGGAUUCAAAGAUUUAUAUGAGCAUUUCUUGAAGCAUAUCUUCAAACCACUUGUUAAUGAAGACUCUGACAGAUCAGAAUCAUAUCAAAGUCGGCGUUUGAUUCCAGCAUUGAAACUGCACUAUACGCUUUGCAGAAUCUCGACACAAUAUUGGUUAGGCGGAAUCUCGACAAGAAUGAUCAGUGACAUCAUUAAAUCGAUCAAAGGGUCCUCAGGAUGGUCAGAUGCAACGAUCUUGGUGCUUAAUCGUGUAGUUCUUCAGCAUGUGCAUAUGACUCUAUGCUCUAGUGAAAUCAUGACCGACGAUAUCAUGCAACAAUGCAAUGACUUGGUUCGUUUUACCAUGAGCUCGUCUCGCUUACACCAGAUUUUGGAUAAUGUAUCGUUGAUGACAGAGCCCUGGGAUGGAGAGAUAGGAUCGGCCACAGGCAGUAGGUUUUUGGUGGCGAGCUGGCAGGUACAGGUGAACGACUGGCUGGAUAUUGUCUGUAGGUUUGGUACUACUCAGCACCUGGAACUCAUCGCUCAAGCCAUUGUCCAGCAGUUCGGUACAUCAGUUGAUAACUCCAUGGCACCGAUGACGGACUCUAUCACGAUUCACAUUCUGAAUCAGAUCUUGUUACGCUCAGCCAAUUUCUACGAAGUACCGAACUUUCGACCUGUCUUCGCACAAAUGAUCCUGAAACGCCUUGCAGAAUCGAUCAUUGUAUUGAGCGAAUCGAAUUUAGAACGAGAGCUUGCUGAUAUGGUUUUAUCUCUUACAGAAAGUACUCAUAGCUCGUCCAAGGACACUGGAUUGAAAGUUAUGUUCGUAGAUGUGCUCAAAAAAUUGGCCAAUGUCAUUCAAGAACGCUCUGAGGACAAGAUACAUCACUUAAAAUCAAAGUCAAAAUCAAAAUCAAAAUCAAUGCCAAAAUCAGGUUCAUCAAACACAAAACCAGAGUUAUCAGCUCAGGAUGAGCAUAGUCAAAAGCUUUUGUCAUUAUUAUCUAUCGUGCAUCUCUUGCCACUAGAGUACUUUGAGAAGAAUGAAAGAAACAUCAUCCUCACGACAAUGACCAUUUUGGACCACUACAUUCAAACCCAUUUGACCGCCACCUCAACGGGCAUCAAGAGCUUGCUUCUUGUUCGCCGUAUCUCGGAUGCUAUAAUGACGUGGAGAAGCGAUGCAGGAGCACUGUUUCAUGAUCCUGCUAUCCUCUUAAACAUAGUAAAUUACCCUGAAUGGAAUUGUUCAACGAGCUAUGGAUCCGAAGAUAAGGAUGGUCUCGGAUAUGUACUUAUGGAAACCACGGCUGCGAUCGUUUCUAACACGAUCCGAUUCUUUAUGGCACAAACCCAUGACGCUAUUCAGCAUGAAAGCGCUCUUAUGCACUUGGAUGCGCUAUUGAAUCUGGCGCAAGAAUGGGCAUCGAGCGAUUUUAAAAUCAGCAAAGCCACUCUGGAUCGUCGUAUAACCGAAUCUCGCAUUCGAGUCAUCAUGGUUUCUCAAAUUUGCAAGAGUCUUGUCCAAAGUCUGGGGCAACAACGGCACCAAAAAUCAAAAUCAAAAUUAAAGUCCAGAGUUCUCUUGGGGUCAGAAGUAUCAAAAAUGAAGACCGAGGAUGCGCUGUUACUGAAGCGAAUCGGAUCCUUGUUCGAAACUAUGCAAAUUAGCAUUUCAAAUAGAAUCGGAGAAGUGAUAGAGAGCAUACAUUCGUCUAGCACUCAAUCAGGAUCAGAAGCCGAGGCAGCGUUAGUAGCGGGGGCACAACAUUGCAUAGACCACCUUGAGCUUUAUAGCACUAUCGUACAGUAUUAUCAAGUCGUUAACUAUAGUCAAGAGGAUAAGAUCAAAUUUUUAGAUAUGAUGCCAGAUCUUUUUCGCUUGGCAGGGGUUUUACUACAAAGCAUUACCAAUGUUGAGCAGAAUGACACUCGGGACAGCCUCGCUUGUAAUUCAUUUAAUAGCAUAUCUCAUUUAGUGGCUAUUUUGACAGUAUACUCUUGUCAGUAUUUGCCUUUAUCCAGCUCUUGGCAGUCAACGAAAGAAACAGAGAAGCUGUUGAAGGGUCUCAUGAAGUUAUUACUCGACAUUUCAGGGCGCGAUCUUGCAGAAUCAGAUAUCUCAUGGCUCAAAGAAGCUUAUUUAGCGAUGCUUGGUUUGCUUUCUGAAGACCAAUUCGACUGUAUAUUGCAUUGGUUGUUGGAAGAGGCACGUGUUUUUGGAGAUCAAUCUAUGAACGAGGUGGUUCUUAUCAGAUAUCUCAAGGUGACUUUCUCGAAUGCUCAUCACACUCAUAAGCGCAAGGUGCGUCGCCAAAUCUCUAGACUAUUGACUAGGUUGAUUCAGAUCCUUCAGAAUACACAGUCUGUUGAAGUGGUGAUAGGUGUGUUAGACAUUAUGGCCGGCAUCUGUUCUGAGCCUGCGUUCGAGUUGCGCUGCUGGGAAAUCGGUCUAGUAUUGGAAGGCAUUACGUCGCUGAUGUCUCCAGCGACCCCAUUGCUCCUACUUGGCACUGAAAGAUCGAACACGGGAUCUACGACGCAUUCAGUUUUGACUAAUGGAGACACAUGCAAGAUCUUCACAGCUUUGUAUCAUGUCCUGAUGAAUAUUGCUCGAUUCCGUCAAGAAGAGCUCACAGCGUUGAUUCCAGUCUUUACAGUGAUUGUUCAGGGCAUCCUCCAUGGCUUUAAAUCUUUGAAUGGAUCGAUUGCAAAGCAGCAACAAGGUGUUGAAUCGCUCGUCAAGAGUCCAUUCAAGCUAUUAUCUGCUGGUGUACUCAAUCCUGAAAGCAUCACUGGAAGUUCUGAUAUCUCAACAAUGACGUCUUCUUCUUUACAUUCGCCUUCAUCAUCAUCAUUAUUAUCAUUGCCGUCCCCAGGAUUGGUAACUUUUACGUCUGCUACGGACAGCAUCUCUAUUGGCGACCCAUUGUCGGUUGAAUGUGCAGAGAACUUUGCACGUUUGUUAACAGCUCUUGGGACUAAGAAUGUUCAUCCAUUGGGAUCGUAUGGUAAUAAUGAUGGUGGUGGCAACGACAGUACAAUGGAUGCAUUGCAGAUAUCACAGAGCAGCUCCAGCAUAGGCUCCUCUACAGGUUCAACAUCGUCAGCAAUUGCAGCAGAUACAUCGAAGGCUUUUGGCAAGCAUGCGCCGUACAUAUUGAUGGAGUACUUUCAUAUUCAGAGUUCAAUUGUGGCAUCGAUUAGUCAACAGAGCCUUCGAAAUGCACUGUUGCCAGGUCUUUAUGCACUAUUGAGUCUGUGUAGUGAUUGGGAGAGAGAGAUGAUGAUGACCGGAUUGGACAACACUGGCAAGACACUGUUGAAGGGAUUGUAUACAGAUUAUUUAAGGUACUACAAGUACACUGGCCGGUAGAUUUAUUCAAAGGAAAAAAUAAAAUUUUAGCAUCAAAG
Molecule: messenger RNA, 5422 nt
Organism: Lobosporangium transversale
Lineage: Eukaryota; Fungi; Mortierellomycota; Mortierellomycetes; Mortierellales; Mortierellaceae
Product: Urb2/Npa2 family-domain-containing protein
Exons: 7
Coding region: 48-5384 (1778 amino acids)
Biological process (GO): ribosome biogenesis
Cellular component (GO): nucleolus
Source: RefSeq, a predicted model, not a curated record